AUGAAACAUAUGGCUUAUGUUCGCUGCAGGGCGGAUUGUACGAUUCGCUACGCUGUUCGAGCUUCGGUUCAGCAUGUGUGGAAAUACCUUUAUAUCCAUUUGAGCUGGAAGCCGUAUCACCAGGGAAAAGAAAAAACAUUUCUUGCAAAAUGUAAGGAAAUCAGGCAAAUCAGCGAGGAUAUUGGAGGUGAGAGAAUCACUGUAAAAGAGUUCCUGGAGGCAGCAGCGGCAACCAUUGGAAGAAAAGUUGGGAUGCCAAAUGAUGAAGAGGAUGGAGAAGAAGAAGACGAGGAAGAUGAUUUAGGGCCACCUCUAAUCCCAGAACCACGUCAACCACCUGUUGAAGCACGAUAUGCGGGCCCCAGCCUAGAGCGCUACCGGCUGGAGAGGGUUGUAUUGCAAUUUGAUGAUAUCCAAGACUGCCCGCCACCGGAGUUUGUGGCGGAACAAUUGAGGGAGCUGGAAGCCAAUCUAGCAGAGAGAGAGGCUACUGCCCCGCACACCAAUCUGGACCCUCAAUGCACAUACUGCCAGACAAAUAGGGCCACCCGAAUUGUGGUGCCUUGUGGCCACUGGGCAGGCCAGAUUAUGCCACGUGUUCAAAAGAGGGCUGUAGGAGCCCGUAAGUAUAAGGAUUUCUCAUCUCAGCAGCUAGAAAAAGCAGUGGAAGCAGUAAAAUCGGGCCUGUCCUUGAGGAAAGCGCAAGAGAAGUUUGGAGUGCCACGAUGCUCUAUCAAUAGGGCAAUUACAGGGAAGCAUUCUGGCAAAGUUGGCAGACCAUUUGUUCUGAGUGAAACCGAUCAAAAUAUUUAA
Nilaparvata lugens (brown planthopper) is the source of this 813-nucleotide messenger RNA. RefSeq lists its product as uncharacterized. The coding region runs from base 1 to 813 and encodes 270 amino acids. Gene Ontology annotation, molecular function: DNA binding. The record is from RefSeq and is a predicted model, not a curated record. The transcript is spliced from 4 exons. NCBI's taxonomy places the organism in Eukaryota, Metazoa, Arthropoda, Insecta, Hemiptera, Delphacidae.